CUGAGAAAAACGUUGAGAGAUCGCUCGCCGUUGUUCACAUUUUGUCUUCGAUUUCUGAAUUCCAAGAGGGAGAGAGAGAAGGCGAUCGUGGUAAUGGAGCCGUCGAAUCUCGCUGCGCUUCCCGAAGAAAGUUCGGAAGAACAAAACAACCAACAGCAACAACAAGAAGUAGCCUCUGCUUUUGCUUCUGUCCCUCGUCGCCCUCCCACUCAGAGUUCUUUACAGAAAUACUCACCUUUGGAUUGGAAGGACUACUUUGAUCAAGAGGACGAUAUUAAAAUCCCAGACACAAAUGAUGUAUUUCAUGUCUAUAUGGCAGGAACUGAAGGACCAGUUGUGUUUUGUCUGCACGGAGGUGGUUAUUCUGGGCUUUCAUUUGCUCUGUCAGCCGAAAUGAUUAAGGAGAAAGCUCGAGUUGUUUCUAUGGACUUGAGAGGACAUGGAAAGUCAACCACGGAGAAUGAUCUUGACCUAUCUGUUGAGACUAUGUGUAAUGACGUUUUCGCUGUACUGAAAGCAAUAUAUGGGGAUUCUCCUCCUGCAAUUGUGCUUGCUGGCCACAGCAUGGGUGGCUCAAUUGCUGUGCAUGUUGCUGCCAUGAAGAAAUUGCCGAGCUUGGCAGGAGUGGUUGUUGUGGAUGUUGUUGAGGGAACUGCUAUGGCGUCAUUGAGCCAUAUGCAGAAAAUCCUCUCGAGCAAGAUGCAGCACUUUUCUAGCAUUGAGAAAGCGAUUGAGUGGACCAUUAAGAGUGGAUCUCUAAGCAACAUUGAUUCUGCUCGUGUGUCGAUUCCUACAACAUUAAAGUAUGAUGAAUCAAAGAAAUGUUAUGUUCACCGGGCAAAGCUGGAAGAAACUGAACAAUAUUGGAAAGGCUGGUAUGAAGGACUUUCCGAAAAAUUUCUAUCAUCUCCUGUGCCAAAGCUCUUGCUUUUAGCAGGGACAGAUAGACUGGACAGAACUCUCACAAUUGGUCAAAUGCAAGGGAAGUUUCAAAUGGUGGUUGUCAGACAUACUGGGCAUGCUAUACAGGAAGACGUCCCUGAUGAAUUUGCAACACUGAUACUCAACUUCAUAUCACGCAACCGUAUUGGGCCUCAUGGAGCUGAGAUACCAGGUAUACGCUGGCCUUCACAAUUGCAAAAUUGAAUUAGGUUCUUGAUAAUUACUUGUUACCAACACCAUCCAUAUAAUGGUGCCUAUGUGCUACAUAGUGCGAUCAUGCUUUGGGAGCUAUGUCAAAGCUAUCAUUACAGUUGAUUAAUUUUCCCUUCUGGAGUUGUAUUUUGUUCUUGAACACAAAAGCAUCUUCAAUGUUUGAGGCCCUAUCACAACUCUCACCAUUCAACCUUGUUGAGUUACCACGUCCUCAGGUCGCUGUAAGAGAACUUAACAAUGCCAAUUCUCAACCGCACUUGGCCGUGCGUGAAAGCUUAUGUUCGUCAUAA
Messenger RNA from Tripterygium wilfordii, 1445 nucleotides. RefSeq names its product protein phosphatase methylesterase 1-like. Gene Ontology annotation, biological process: protein demethylation. NCBI's taxonomy places the organism in Eukaryota, Viridiplantae, Streptophyta, Magnoliopsida, Celastrales, Celastraceae. The coding region runs from base 94 to 1146 and encodes 350 amino acids. Gene Ontology annotation, molecular function: protein methylesterase activity. The transcript is spliced from 13 exons. The record is from RefSeq and is a predicted model, not a curated record.